This is a messenger RNA of Sodiomyces alkalinus F11, 1844 nucleotides long. RefSeq names its product guanine deaminase. The record is from RefSeq and is a predicted model, not a curated record. Gene Ontology annotation, cellular component: cytosol. Bases 226 to 1698 code for a protein of 490 amino acids. Gene Ontology annotation, biological process: guanine metabolic process. Gene Ontology annotation, molecular function: zinc ion binding; guanine deaminase activity. Lineage: Eukaryota; Fungi; Ascomycota; Sordariomycetes; Glomerellales; Plectosphaerellaceae. The transcript has 2 exons.
UCAAGUUCUCGCUCCGAGUUCCGACAAGUGUCUCUCUGUCUUUGAUGCCCCGUUCUACGGUCUACCUACUUAACGUCGUCGCCUCGUCUUGUUUGACUUUCCUUCAUUCCAGUCGGCUUUCCUGAUCUCUCGGUCUCGCCGGCAUUUCAACGAAUCUUCAAAUACCGGCGGCAGAGCCAACAUCCCAUUCCCGUCUGCGCAUCCCAUCUUGCACCUGAACCAAAGAUGGGAGAACCUCUCCAGGACAUGCACAUGCCCGAUGGCGUGGGACCUGGGUCUCUUAACGCGAACAAACUCUUCUUGGGAAACUUUGUUCACUCCAAGACGAGGGAGGAGCUUGAAUACCUGCACUCUGCAGGCGUUUUUGUCGACACGACAGGCGUCAUCGUCGCCAUCGAGCCGGAAUGCGACCUGGCAAAAGCACGGGAGCAUGUCUUCCCCCGGUUAGGUUGGGAGAGUGAACAUGUCCAGGUGGUUGCUUGCAAGCCGGGGCAGUUUUUCUUCCCUGGAUUCAUUGACACACAUAUCCACGCCUCGCAAUAUCCCAACGCAGGCAUCUUCGGCAAGUCCACCCUCCUCGACUGGCUGAAUACCUACACAUUCCCCCUGGAAGCCUCCCUCUCCGACCUGAACAAGGCUCGGCGCGUCUACACCGCUUGCGUGCGCCGCACCCUCUCCCACGGCACCACCACAUCGGCCUACUACGCCACCAUCGACGUCGCCGCCACCAACCUCCUCGCAGACAUCUGCCUCGCCCUAGGCCAGCGCGCCUUCAUCGGCCGCGUCUGCAUGGACCACGCCGACCUCUGCCCCUCCUACUACCGCGACGAAUCCCCCGCCGCCUCCCUCGCCGCCGCCCGCGCCUCCAUCGCCCACAUCCGCACCAUCGACCCCGACUUCUCCCUCAUCUCCCCGAUCCUCACCCCCCGCUUCGCCCCGUCCUGCACCUCCGACUCCCUCCGCGGCCUGGCCGCCCUCCACGCAGAGACGGACCUACCGAUCCAGACCCACAUCUCGGAAAACCUCCCCGAGAUCGACCUCGUCCGCUCCCUCUUCCCCGGCUCGUCCUCCUACGCGGCCGUGUACGACGACCACGGCCUCCUCACGCCGCGCACCGUCCUCGCCCACGCCGUGCACCUCUCCGACGAGGAGGCCGACCUCGUGGCCCGCCGCGGCGCCAAGGUGUCCCACUGUCCCGCGAGCAACAGCGCCCUCACGUCCGGCACGGCGCGCGUGCGCCGGCUCUGGGAACGCGGCGUCGAGGUCGGCCUCGGCACGGAUGUGAGCGGCGGGUAUAGCCCUUCCGUGCUCGAGGCGGCGAGGCAGGCGAGCUUGGUGUCGAGGCAUGUGGCCAUGGGGCUGGCUGAGGGAAAAAACAGGGAGACGGCCAAGCUGACGGCGGAGGAGGUGCUGUUCUUGGCCACGAGGGGCGGGGCUAGGGUGCUUGGGCUGGAUGAUGCGGUGGGUGGGUUCGAGGUUGGGAAGCAGUGGGAUGCGCAGCUUGUCGGGCUGGCUGUCGUGGAUGACAUGGGGGAGACGGAGACCCAUGACGGGAAGGGAGGGGAUGAUGCGGGGAAUGUGGAUAUCUUUGGGUGGGAGACCUGGGAGGAGAGGAUCGCCAAAUGGCUCUUCAAUGGGGAUGAUAGGAAUACGAAGAUGGUUUGGGUGAGGGGGCGUUUAGUCCACUCUCGGCAGUAGACGUAGAGGUGGGAAGCAUUAUUUGAUAGAAGGUGGCUGAACAUGGGGCAAGAGGGUCAUCAUCUAUACAGGUACAGGGCAGCUAUGUAGAUUUUAGAAGUAGACCAGUGAUAUUACAGUGACGACAACCCGAAUCAAGACGCAAU